UUUUGGUUUCCUGCGCAGCAGCUCCGAUUUCUGGCCCGUCGAGUCUGGUUCCCACUUGCCCUGCGGCGCAGGGCUGUCUGCUCGAUCUGGCCUUCGACGCUGAGUUGGCUGGCUGGCUCCCGCCCUUUCGAAUCCUCCCCCUGCCUCUCGGCUUCGCUGGGUCGCUCGGGUAGGCUCGGCACCUGAAGGCGACAGAGAAGGAGGAGGAAGCCGCGCAGAACCUUCAACUACCCCGGUUCUGCCCCUGGGACUCGGCGAGAAGUAAGCGACCGGCCACCUUCGCUGCAGCUCCCUGACGCUUUGUAUCCCUGCUGAAGCCUCAGCCGAGAGCUUUCUGCAGCCAUGGUGAAAGUGUCGUUUAACUCGGCCUUGGCGCAGAAAGACGCAUCCAAGAAGGAGGAGGAAGAAGAAGGGGGGCAGAAUGAAAAAAACAGCUGCAGCAACCAAGUGCUCAUCUUGUCCCCAGACACAAAGGAUCCAGCAGAAGUGGUGCCUCUUGGUCAAAGAAGAGCUUGGUGCUGGUGUAUGUGUUUUGGAUUAGCUUUUAUGCUUGCUGUUGUAAUCCUUGGCGGUGCCUAUCUGUACAAGUAUUUUCAAAUUCAGGAAAAUGUUUACUUCUGUGGAAUUAAGUAUCUUGAGGAUGGCUUAACCCUAACUGACUCCGAUACAAUUGCUUCAGCUCCUCGUUAUCAAAUAAUUGAAGAGAGCAUCCAGAUCCUUCAGGAGGAGGAUGUUGAGUUCAUUAGUGUGCCAGUUCCAGAAUUUGCUGACAAUGAUCCAGCUGAUAUUGUCCAUGAUUUUCAGAGGGCUGGAACAUAUUUGCCACAGUCAUACUUGAUUCAUGAGCAGAUGAUAGUCACUGAUCGUAUUGAAAAUGUGGAUCAACUAGGUUUUUUCAUUUAUCGCCUUUGUCGUGAUAAAGAGACUUACAAAUUGCAGCGCAAGGAAGCACUGAAAGGCAUUCACAAGCGUGAAGCAGGUAAUUGCCGGAUAAUUCGACAUUUUGAGAACAGAUUUGUGAUGGAAACGCUUAUUUGCGAAGAAUAAUAAGGAAUGCUACUGUAACAGAAAAUUAAAAAGAUAUUUCCAUUUAUCAUUUCUAUUAUGUGCAGUGAUUUCUUUUUAUAAUCAUUUAUUAAAGAAUAGACAAGGUUGUACAGCUGAAUCUAAUUACUUAAUCUCAUGAAACAUCUUUGUCAUAUUUUGAAGUAUAAUGUUAUUUUUGAUGUUGGAAUAGAAGAAGCUGUAUAUUGUUAAUGUAUUUCACAUAAUAAAUCCUGAACUAUCAGGAGGUAAACUGUGCAUCCAAUAUUACCAAAAAUUUAUAUAAAAUAAUUCUAGUUAAAAGUUAAAAAAUGUAUAGAUCAGUUGCAACUUUUGAGGUGUAUUAGUACUAUUAUUGAUUAACGCUCAUUAAGAAACAUUUUAUAAUAAAGCUGGAAUUUGCUGUGUUUCCAGUGACAUUUAAAUUCACUUCGAAUUGGCUGUGCUAAUAUAGGUGUCUAUUGUACAAACUUUAGCAGUAAUUUCAUGUUACUGACCUGUAUAUAAGCUAUAUGUAUGCAAAAGAAAAUAAAUACAAAUCUCUUUGUGUAAA
Messenger RNA from Thamnophis sirtalis, 1597 nucleotides. NCBI's taxonomy places the organism in Eukaryota, Metazoa, Chordata, Lepidosauria, Squamata, Natricidae. The record is from RefSeq and is a predicted model, not a curated record.